This is a messenger RNA of Anolis carolinensis (green anole), 1004 nucleotides long. RefSeq names its product NADH:ubiquinone oxidoreductase complex assembly factor 6 (gene ndufaf6). The transcript is spliced from 9 exons. Lineage: Eukaryota; Metazoa; Chordata; Lepidosauria; Squamata; Anolidae. Gene Ontology annotation, cellular component: mitochondrion. Gene Ontology annotation, biological process: mitochondrial respiratory chain complex I assembly; biosynthetic process. Bases 38 to 988 code for a protein of 316 amino acids. The record is from RefSeq and is a predicted model, not a curated record.
UGUGAUUGACAGGAGGGGGCGUGGCCGCGAAGCUUGCAUGGCGUCUGCAGUGAGGCCUGGCCUUCGCGGGAGGAGGCUGCUUUUUCCCGCGAAAUAUGUGGGGAGGAGGUUGCCGGCGGUGGCCGUGGCUUCCAACCGGGCCUCUGCGGAGGAGGGGCAGCGUUACUGCGUGGAUUUGGUGCGGAAACGUGACUAUGAAGGUUUCCUCGGUUCGCUGUUAUUGCCGGCAGAAUCUCAACUAUCUGCUUUUGCCCUCAGAGCCUUCAAUGUAGAACUGGCUCAGAUUAAAGACUCCAUAACUCAGAAGACCAUUGGCUUGAUGAGAAUUCAAUUUUGGAGGAAAACUGUGGAAGAUAUAUACCAUGACAAUCCACCCCAGCAACCAGUUGCAAUAGAGUUGUGGAAGGCAGUCAAGAGGCAAAACUUGACCAAAAGAUGGCUUAUGAAGAUUAUUGAUGAAAGGGAAAAAAAUCUGGAUGACAGAGGAUAUCGGGAUAUCAGUGAGCUUGAAGCAUAUGCUGAAAAUACACAGAGUGCUCUCCUUUAUCUCAUAUUGGAAACACUUGGCGUGAAAGACAUCCAUGCAGAUCAUGCAGCCAGUCACAUUGGGAAGGCACAAGGCAUAGUAACCUGCUUAAGAGCUACUCCAUACCAUGCUAGCAGAGGGAAGAUCUUUCUACCCAUGGACAUAUGUAUGCUGCAUGGUGUUUCCCAAGAAGAUUUCAUAAGGUGUAAUCGGGAGAAAAAAGUGCAAGAUGUCGUAUAUGAUAUAGCUAGUCAAGCACAUGUUCACCUGGAACAUGCUAGGUCCUUCAGGAAAAACGUUCCUGCUAAAGCAUUUCCUGCUUUUCUCUGUACAGUUGCUAUUGAGGAUUAUUUAAGUCAAAUACAAAAAGUUGACUUCAAUGUAUUUCAUCCAAACUUGCAUCGGAAGAACACUUUACUACCUUUGCAUUUGUAUAUUAGAUCAUGGAAGAAAACUUAUUAAAUAUUAUUUAACAAGA